Messenger RNA from Penicillium olsonii, 900 nucleotides. NCBI's taxonomy places the organism in Eukaryota, Fungi, Ascomycota, Eurotiomycetes, Eurotiales, Aspergillaceae. The record is from the annotation of a GenBank genome assembly.
AUGUCCACAACAACCACCACAUCCAUCCACCAAACCCUAGUCCCAACAUGGGAAGAUAACCCUCCAAGCGACGCAGUCGACCAACCCUUCCAAGCUCUAGCCCGCGGCGACCGCAACGGAGUCCUCAAACUCCGCGGAAUCCCAUCCUUCAAAGACCCCUAUGCCAAACGCCAAUGGAUCCGCGAACACAUGGCAGCCGCAUUCCGGUUCUUCGGCAAGCAGGGAUACGGCGAGGGUGUUUCAGGCCAUAUCUCAGUUCGGGAUCCUAUUCUCCCGCACCACUUCUGGAUGAAUCCGUUCGCGAUGCACUUUUCCCUCAUCAAGGCAUCUGACAUGGUCCUUGUUGAUAGCAGCGGGUAUGUGGUUGAGGGUGGUAACCAGGCUAUGAUCAAUGAAGCGGGAUUCAUGAUUCAUUCCGAGGUGCAUCGGGCGCGUCCGGAUGCUGUUGCUGUUGCUCAUGCGCAUAGUAUUCAUGGUAAGACGUGGAGUGGGUUUGGGAAGCCGAUUGAGAUGCUUACGCAGGAUGCGUGCAAUCUUUAUGGCAAAGUUGGAGUUCACGCAGAGCAUGGUGGUAUUGCUCUUGCGCAGGAAGAAGGACGUGCAAUUGCCAACGCGCUUGGGAAGACGAACACUGCGGCUAUUCUGCAGAAUCAUGGAUCUAUCACUUUGGGCCAAACGGUUGAUGAGGCUGCUUUCCUGUUUUACAGUCUCGAGCAAGCCUGCCAAUCUCAACUAUUGGCUGAAGCUGCUGCUGCCAACGGUGUUGUGAAGAAGAUCAUUCCGCACGAUGUGGCUCAGUUUACUGCCGACUCAGUGCAGACCCCUAACAACUUUUAUCUAGAGUUCCAGCCCGAUUUCGAUUUGAUUGUCGCUGAGUCUGGAGGCAAGGUUCUUCAGUAA